AUGGAAUCUUCCAUAUGUAACAUUGAGAAAAUUUUAGAUCUUGCUAAUCUCUUGAAGGUAACAAAACUCAUUACAUGGGAUGGAGCAUCUCUGAUUAAUAAAUUUUAUUUUGAAGCUCUUGACAAGUCAUUGAAGGAUAUAAUGAGUGAUGACAAUGUUGAAUGUCAACAAAUUUUUGGAGGCAAAGUUGUAAUUUUUGGUGGAGAUUUUAGACAAAUUCUACCUAUUGUACCAAGAGGUACUAGGUCUGAUGUUGUUCAUGCAACAAUAAAUGCAUCAUAUAUUUGGGAUCAUUGCAAAGUUUUGAAUUUAACCAAAAAUAUGAGGUUGCAAAGUGGUUCUAAUUUAGGUAAUUCAGAAGAAAUUAUGAUAUUCUCAUAUUGGAUUUUACAAGUCGGCAAUGGGAAAGUCUCAGAACCCAAUGAUGGCUAUGUUGAAAUAGAUAUUCCUGAAGACUUACUAAUUAGAGAUUUUGUGGACCCAAUUCAAGCAAUUGUUAUAAGUACCUAUCUAGAUCUACUUCAAAAUUACACAAGUCCAAAUUUCCUUUAG
Lathyrus oleraceus (garden pea) is the source of this 552-nucleotide messenger RNA. RefSeq lists its product as uncharacterized. The record is from RefSeq and is a predicted model, not a curated record. The transcript has a single exon. Gene Ontology annotation, biological process: DNA repair; telomere maintenance. NCBI's taxonomy places the organism in Eukaryota, Viridiplantae, Streptophyta, Magnoliopsida, Fabales, Fabaceae. Gene Ontology annotation, molecular function: DNA helicase activity. Bases 1 to 552 code for a protein of 183 amino acids.